This is a messenger RNA of Biomphalaria glabrata, 3669 nucleotides long. RefSeq lists its product as uncharacterized. Gene Ontology annotation, molecular function: carbohydrate binding. Gene Ontology annotation, cellular component: external side of plasma membrane. NCBI's taxonomy places the organism in Eukaryota, Metazoa, Mollusca, Gastropoda, Planorbidae. The transcript has 2 exons. The record is from RefSeq and is a predicted model, not a curated record. Gene Ontology annotation, biological process: biological process involved in interspecies interaction between organisms. The coding region runs from base 279 to 1247 and encodes 322 amino acids.
CAACACCCUCUUAUACACAUGUGUAUGAAUGCAACAAUUGGAGUUACUUGCGACUUCCUGCUGUUGUGAAGUAAACUUGAUGAAAUGUGUUUCACUCUACAGCCGUCAGUCUUACCAGGGACGUGAGAUGAAGAUGCUCAUCUGAUGAAACAUUUCAGUUCAAGAGAUUUAACUCUACAUCUCACAACUAGCAGAGAUAAAUCUAAAAGUGUGUUCAAUAAGGGGAAAACACGAAAGCGUUGAAAGCUACAUCCUACACGUGUAACAAAUCCAUUGUCAUGUCGAAACACCAAAGUACGCUGACAAACCCUGCCAAUCAAUCUAGACCACGUCAGAACAUGUACGAAACUGGACCUGGAACAUCGUUGUCAAAGUCAAGUCCCCCGUACUAUAAUGUAACCAACCAAGCAAGUAAAUAUCCUGGAUCAACAAGCAGUGGACUUCAACCAGACAAAAGCAUUUCUUACAUAGGUUUCCAGCAGCUUCAGGAGACACAUCCUCAAGCGGAAUUGUAUUCGCAACUCUCUGUGGUAGAUCAUUAUGAGUUACUGGCCCCUGUGCAAAACAACAGUAUUCCAUCUUUAGCACAGGCCAGAAAAAAAUGCGUCUGUCUGGCUGCGUGCUGUAUCCUAGUUGGUCUGGUUGUUGUAUUGGCAACUUUACUGGGCACUCUGCUCGGAGUAGGGAAGAAACUAGACAAUAACUUUAACGCUAAAUUUUCUUCGUUUGUAAAGUCUCAGUCUGAAAUACAGACUAACCUGUUAGCUUCCUUGUGUAGUUCCAAGUGUAACGAAUCACCGGAUGUGUCCAUUCUAACCUCUCACAGUUGUUACUGCCUCUACAGAAAACAGCUUUCCUGGAACUCCGCCAGAGAGUUUUGUCUUGCCAAAGGAAAUGGGGUCCACCUGGCAGAGAUCUACACACAAGAGACAAACGACUUUCUGAUUCCCAUCUUACAAGCCUCGCAAACCAACAUUGGGAUCUGGCUUGGCGGUUCAGACUUGAACAAAGAAAAUGUUUGGCGCUGGAACUACUCAGGGACAGUUUUAGAGACUUUUGAGCCUAGACAGUGGGGACUUGGUGAGCCCAGUCAAGUCAGGCCUGGGUUUAAUUACAAGGAGCAUUGUUUAGAAGUGUAUAAUCAUACAACAUUCACCUUCCAAUGGAACGACCAUGCAUGUGAAGAGAGUGACUUGAAACCUUUUCUAUGUCAGUCUUCAACAAUCAAUUCCCAAUGUUUGUGUUAACAUUCAUCUCACUCAACAAAACACUGCCAUAAAGUGGAGCUUGACAGAUGAUUGGCUAUUUAUAUAUAUAUAUAUAUAUAUAUAUAUAUAUAUAUAUAUUACUAGCCUUAUAUUACCCGCGGCCCUCGGGUCUUCAUUUCAAUACAAUUGACACGAUCACUGAUAUAGAGUAUUAGAAACAAUUACACACAAUAAUAAUGUUGUAAAUAAAGUGAAUGCGUGAAUGUUAUAAUGUUAUGUCCCUGCGCAUGUGUGACCUUUCUGUAGUAUCUAAUGUAAUAAUCGCCUUGUAUCAUGAAUGGCAAUUAAAUAUACACUAAGACGGAUACGUCGCAGCAUUAGGCAGCCAAUCAAUGUAAAAAUGUUUUUGAAACAAAUGUAAAGGUUAAUUUUAUUAAUGAAAUUAAUUGAUUAUAUUUUGUAUGUUCAUGUGUUAAAGUCAAGAGCAGAUCUACCAUCUUAGAAUUAAAUCUAGAUCAAGGCUUCAAGACAUUUUCUGUUUUGCUCAUGAGUGACCUUUCGGUCUUGUCUCAUGUAAACGUGGCUAUAUGACCUAGAUCCAUGAAAUAGUAAUACUUUCAUAGUCGGGCAACUUUUUUUUUUUUGAGUUUGUUUUAGGGCUGCAUAUGCUACUAUUCCAGUUAGCAUCCAAGGAACAUUUAUGCCACCUUUUAUCAAAAUUGGCCAAACGGUUUUGAUUUUCAAUUCGGGACAUACGUACAUAUGCCUUACUUUCUGCUCUAUAUUAUAGAUAUUCUUAUGUUGACGAUUGCCCAAUAUUGUUUGUAUUAUAUUUUUGUAUGUAAAACAUUCACAGUAAAUACACGCAAGACUCAGAAGACGGAGAAGUUUAUUUUGCAAAGCUUUUUAUAAUGAUUCUUGUAUUGUCAGCUUAAAGAAAUAAUUGUGCAAAAUUUCAAUUUGAUCCGAGAUUGAGUGUCUGAGAAAAAAUGUGUUCGUACCUUUUAACAGACAGACAAACAGACAGACAGACAGACAGACCGAUAGAGUGAGUUGAUAUAAACUUGGUAAAACAAAAUUACGAAGAGAGUUUGUGUGUGUAAACACAAACUCAAAGAUGGCUCUAAAGGGUUCACCCACGUAGGAAAAUGUUCAACACAAAUACCUGAAGCUAUGAAGCACAAACUUUCAACACCUACGAUCCGACCUACUUUCAUAGGAAAACAAAAAGAUAGGUGCUGAUGAGAUAGUAUUGUUUUGCCAUCGCAAGGCAUGAUACCGCAAAGUUCGGGAAUACAUUAAUGUUGUUAUUAUUGUUAUUAUUAUUAUUACAAUGUUUCCGAGAUGUACAGAUGAGCCCAAUUCAUCCAGCGCAGUUUGUGAGUGUUUGUUUGUGUAUGUUUUUUUGUCUAUAUGUGUAUGUUGUUGUUGUCGUUGUUUUGUUUUUUUUGUCUUUUGACAAAUUUUAUAUCAACUUAUUCUGUCUUUGUGUCCAAACAUUUGUACACGUUAUUUCUCCGACACCUAAUCUCGGAUAAAGCUGAAAUUUCGCACAAUUAUUUCUUUUACCUGACAGCAUAAGAAUCAAGUAAAAAAAAAUGAGAUCUAAAUAAAUCCAUGAAAUAAAAAUACUUUCAUAGAGUUGGGCAACUUUUUUUUUUUUUGAGGGACUUUGUUUGGUAUCUGACACUAAGAAAUGAACUAGUACUUGACUGAAGUGGUGGUAUAAGCUGAAUUAGUCCCCUCUCUUUUAGGCUGCCGUCUCAGGCUUAGUGAACGCAAACAUCAAAUAAAAAGAAUAGGUUACUUUACAAUCUUCAUAGACCCUUCACUGGCAGAAUAGGUUACUUUACAAUCUUCAUAGACCCUUCACUGGCAGAAUAGGUUACUUUACAAUCUUCAUAGACCCUUCACUGGCAGAAUGGUUACGGCAUUGGCUUAGAAGACUUAAUCUCACAAGUUCGAAUUCAGGUCACUCCCUUUUUUCUUUUCGUUUUUUUUCUCUGUCAGUCUAGAUCUGUAACAAAUGUAAUGACAUAACUGAUCCAAACUAAUUGACACAAGUAGGCUGAAUGUAAGCUUGGUUUUUUUUAAAGUAUUUUUUUAUGUUUUUCUUGUGUUUUUUUAAAUUGUUAUAGAAAACAUGUUGAGGUGGACCACUGCGGUCAAACUGACUGCCCAAUUGUUUGGACCAAUAAGAAUUAAAUGAACUGAUUAUCAUGAGCAAAUGGCCUAAGGAUUGUUCAUUACCGUAUCACAUUUCAUCUUCUUUUGUAUAAAAAACAUUGUUUUAAAUAUACAAUACAUUUCAUCUUCUUGUAUUUGUCAUUGUAUUAAAUAACUAAUUGCACAUUCUGUCUGCGUUUAUCUUGUAUUUGUCAUUGCAUUAAAUAACUAAUUGCACAUUCUGACUGCGUUUAUCUUGUAUUUGUCAUUGCAUUAAAUAACUGAUUGCACAUUC